Molecule: messenger RNA, 945 nt
Organism: Eruca vesicaria subsp. sativa (arugula)
Lineage: Eukaryota; Viridiplantae; Streptophyta; Magnoliopsida; Brassicales; Brassicaceae
Source: the annotation of a GenBank genome assembly
CGGAGAUUCAAAUGGGUGAAGGAGAGAGCUCGAGGUCCGGCGGCGACAAAUCGGAAUCGGAACCGGAGGAGGAGGAAAUGAGAAACAGUAACGAAGAAGAAGAAGGAAAGGGUGACAAUAAGAUGUCGGAGUACGAGAAGAAGAGGUUGACAAGGAUCGCCGAGAACAGAGCGAGAUUAGAAGCUCUCGGCAUCUCUAAAGCCGCCAAGGCCCUUUUUAUGCCUCCAUCUAUAAGAAAACCUAAUUCCCGUGAAGAAGACGAAGAUUACAGACCCGGAGAUGAAACAGACGAGGAGGAGGAGUUUCUAAGCUCUGUUUCCAAUAAAAGAAAGAGCAAGGCCACCUCCCCGCCAAAGAGAAAGAAGCAUUUGUGUAGAUCAGAUCCCCUUGGAGACGACGACGACUUAAACAAGGCAAUAGCGCUUUCUCUACAAGACUCUGUUGCAGUAGCAGUAGGCUCUCUUAGCAAGAAAAAGAUAAACGACCAUGACUCUGGAUCUUCCAAGAAGAAAAAUUCGGACUUGAUGAUGAGCAAGAUGCAGAUGACUGCGGAUGAAUUGGUCUUAUACUUCUUUCAGUUUGAUCAAGAGGGAAAAGGUUUCAUUACUCUGAGAGAUGUCGCAACUAUGGCCACUGUUCAUGAUUUCACUUGGUCACACGAGGAAAUACAAGACAUGAUUCGUUGCUUUGACUUGGAUAAAGAUGGAAAGCUAAGCUUGGAUGAGUUCAGGAAGGUUGCUACGCGAUGUCGCAUGUUGAAUGAAUCUUGAUGAUGGCUGAUAUGUUUUGUGUGAGUACACCUGUUGAGUGUUUUUGAUUCUCCACAUGCUUGAAAACAUCACUCUUUUUACUCUCUGUAAACAAAUGAUGUUUCUAAUUCUCUAUCUGUUCAAAUUGUGUAUUGCAGUUUUUAUACUAUAGUAUUAAGUAGUAUUUAACCAGCCA